AUGGGGUCGAACAUGCCCGACAAGCCCGUAGCGAACCGCGCUACCAGCACCAAAGCCGCCCUGCUGGCUGAAAAGAAUUUCUCGGCCAGAAACUAUCAGUCGCUCCUCAUCGUCUUCGCCCGCGCCCAGGGUGCCUCUGUCUGGGAUCCCGAGGGAAAUCACUAUCUCGACUUCCACGCUGCUUCAACUGCCCUUAACCAUGGCCAUUGCCACCCGAAACUUGUCGCAGCGUUGGUUGACCAGGCAUCACGCUUGACCCUGACCUCCCGCGCCUUCCACAACGACGUAUACCCCCAGUUCGCGGAGUUUGUGACCAAGCUCUUUGGCUAUGACCGGGUCCUGCCGUCGAGUACUGGCGCCGAGGCGUCUGAAACUGCAAUCAAGGUCGCGCGCAAAUGGGCUUAUAAGGUCAAAGGUGUUCCGCAGGACAAAGCUAUUGUCCUUGGUGUCGCAGGUAACCACCAUGGACGGACACUAGCCACGAUCUCUUUGGCCUCUGAUGAAAUGUCGCGUGAAAACUACGGUCCAUUGGUUCCGAAUAUCAGCUGCUCAAUUCCUGGGACCGACAAGUUGAUCGCCAUCAAUGAUAAGGCAGCGCUACGAGAUGCCUUUGAGGCAGCGGGCUUCAACUUGGCCGCCUUCAUCGUCGAACCAAUCCAAGGAGAUGCAGGCGUCAUUGUGGCAGAUGAUGACUAUCUGCAGUAUGCAAGAGCCCUCUGUGACAAGCACAAUGUUCUUCUAGUCUGUGAUGAAAUCCAGACUGGCAUUGCGCGGACUGGAAAGCUCCUUGGUCACUACUGGAGUGGAAUCAGGCCUGACAUGGUCCUAUUGGGCAAGACCAUGACAGGUGGCAUGUGCACCAUGUCCUGUGUCUUAGGAGAUAACGAAGUGAUGCUUACCGUCGAGCCCGGAACCCAUGGCUCAACUUAUGGUGGUAAUCCGCUCAGCGCGGCAGUUGCCAUGCGUGCUCUCCAAGUUGUCGAAGAGGAAGACCUGGCCAGACGGGCAGACCAUCUUGGUCAGGUCCUUCGUAACGGUCUGACUGCUAUCCAGGCCCAGACUCCUGGUCCUAUUAUCCAAACGGUCCGCGGUAGAGGGCUGCUCAACGCAUUCGUCAUUGACCAGUCCAAGGCCAAUGGACAUACAGGCAUAGAACUGUGCGAGCUGAUGAAACGGAAGGGUCUUCUGCUGAAAUCGAGUCGGACAGGCGUAAUCCGCGUCGCGCCUCCCCUUGUCAUUUCAGACUCUCAACUCGACCAGGCGCUGGAAAUUAUCAAGGAAUCCAUACAGGAGCUUCUCGCUCUCCCCGCAGCUGCGUAG
Messenger RNA from Aspergillus pseudoviridinutans, 1320 nucleotides. RefSeq lists its product as uncharacterized. The record is from RefSeq and is a predicted model, not a curated record. Gene Ontology annotation, molecular function: L-ornithine transaminase activity; pyridoxal phosphate binding; identical protein binding. Gene Ontology annotation, cellular component: cytoplasm. The transcript is spliced from 3 exons. Lineage: Eukaryota; Fungi; Ascomycota; Eurotiomycetes; Eurotiales; Aspergillaceae. Bases 1 to 1320 code for a protein of 439 amino acids.